This is a messenger RNA of Paralichthys olivaceus (Japanese flounder), 1836 nucleotides long. RefSeq names its product uridine phosphorylase 2 (gene upp2). Gene Ontology annotation, molecular function: uridine phosphorylase activity. Gene Ontology annotation, cellular component: cytosol; cytoplasm. The record is from RefSeq and is a predicted model, not a curated record. Gene Ontology annotation, biological process: nucleotide catabolic process; uridine catabolic process. NCBI's taxonomy places the organism in Eukaryota, Metazoa, Chordata, Actinopteri, Pleuronectiformes, Paralichthyidae.
UUGUAUGAGAAUGAGGACAGGUGCUACUCCUCCUUUCUGGAACCAAUCAGUUGUAAGGUCAGAUGUCACUGCUAUAUCAGCUCUGCAGUCCCACAACUCAUAGUCGAACCUCAGUGACGAGCAGCGGUGAGCAUUUGGAAGUUUUAUCACCAGAACAACUUUGAAGAGAUUUCUUGGUUUAAGAUCUUCUACAAUCAUGGCACCGAUUUUACUGAACUGUAUGGGGAAGGAGCACAAUGACUACAUCAAACAACAUGUCCAGGUGAAGAAUCCCUACUUGGACACCAUGGAGGAGGAUAUUCUCUACCACUUCAGCUUGAGCAACAAGACUCACAACCUUCCAGAGAUGUUUGGAGACGUUAAGUUUGUGUGUGUUGGUGGCAGCGCGAAUCGCAUGAAAGCAUUCGCCCAGUUCAUCCACCAGGAGCUGCAGCUGCCAGGAAACCCAGAGGAAAUCAGAGAUAUCUGUGAGGGAACUGAUCGUUACUGCAUGUACAAAGUGGGACCAGUGCUGUCUAUAAGUCAUGGAAUGGGCGUCCCCUCCAUCUCCAUCAUGCUGCACGAGCUCAUCAAACUGCUGCACCAUGCCCAGUGUCUAGACGUAGUCCUCUUUCGCCUCGGAACAUCUGGCGGAAUCGGUCUGGCUCCAGGGACCGUGGUGAUCACAGAGAAAGCGGUGGACUACUCCUUCCGUGCCCAGUUUGAGCAGGUGGUUCUGGGUAAAGUCAUCACCAGGAACACUGAGCUGGACGAGGGGGUGGCCAACGAGCUUCUGCAGUGCUCCUCCGAGCUGCAAAACAUUCCUUCAGUGAUCGGAAACACCAUGUGCACCCACGACUUCUACGAAGGUCAAGGCCGACUUGACGGGGCGCUGUGCUCCUUCUCUCACGCUGAAAAACUGGAGUAUCUGAGGAAAGCUUAUGAGGCCGGAGUGAGGAACAUUGAAAUGGAGUCCACUGUAUUUGCUGCCAUGUGCCGCAUCUGUGGUCUCAAAGCGGCUGUGGUCUGUGUUACGUUGCUGAACCGCUUUGAUGGAGACCAGAUCACCUCCCCCCAUGAUGUGCUGGUGGAGUACCAGCAGAGACCUCAAGUCUUAGUGUCCCACUUCAUCAAGAAGCGCCUGGGACUCAUUGUCUGAGACGUCUGCCUGUCCCAUCCCAGCCCCAGCGUCCCCAGAACAUGUAUAUAGCUUUGACUGAAUGUGGAUAUGUAAAUAUAAAUGUAUAAACUGUACUUAACAUGUUAAUAUGUGUAUUAGACACUUAUUUAAUAAACUAUUAAGAUUUCUGUGAUUUCUUUAAAGAUCUAAAAUAAGCUAAAAUUUGAAGUUAUGUCUAAAUUUAAGAAUGUAUUGUAUCUUCUGAUAUUUUAUAAUUUGAUGCUCAUGUACAGAAAGUUUUUUAAAAUAAUGGUCUUCUGUACGUUGAUAUUCAUACUUGACUUCCAAGAAAUGUCGAAAUCAAAUAUGUAUAAAGACGUCUCCAAAUUGCUCAUGUGAACAUUUGAAAUAAUAAUUGGUUUGUAGUCUCCUCAUGGUAGCAAGUUUUAGAGUUUUUUUUUCCUGUUAUAUGCUCAUUAGAUGAGAAGCACUUACAUUCCAUAGAUUUUCUUGAACGUGUUUUUAAAUACUCAGAGUAAAGAUUGUGCAAUAUAAGUUUGUUACAGACAGUGACAUAACAGGUGGAUACAAAUAUUGAUAAAUAUGCAGGGAAGUCAUUUGAAUUUGUUGUUGGAUAUAUAUGUUUAUUAUGACUAUGAAGAAUUGUGUGAUACUGUAUUUCUCAUUGGGUUCUGUAGAGUAUAAAACUAAAUAAAAAGAAUAAAAGUCAACAAUGG